AUAAUUGAAGGGGUUUACUCGGUCAUGUUUCCGAACGCGUCUUAUCCUGUAAAAGAAAAAAAAAGAAAAAGAAACGAGUUAGCUCACUGUGGAAGGAAUGUCAUCGGUUAAGCUAACGUUAGUUAGCAUUGAGCUUCCCUGCUGAACUGCCACAUCGCCAGAAAACUGUCAGCAGCACCGCAGCCGCUUGCCAACAAAACGUGGAACUUUUCCAGAACUAUAGUUCUUCAAUACGGGGGAUGAUGUCUUCAUUUAUAUUUACGCAAGAAGUUUGCUAGUCUUUUCUGCAUUUGGAUCAAGUGCUGUCAGCCAUGGCUCACGACGAAGAGGAAGAGGAGCUGACCAUCGAGGGGCCCAAGGAGGUGGACAUGAUCACAUCAAUACGUUGCCUUGGUUACCUGUCAAGCCUGAACCUCAUGGUGGCGGUGUGCGUCGGGAUGUACUUGCGCUGGGAGGUGACGAGCGAGCCGAUGAUCCUCGUCAUCUUCAUCCUGGGUCUUUUCGUCCUUGGGAUUGCGAGCAUCCUCCACUAUUACUUUGGCAUGGAGCAAGCCAGCCUGAGCCUGUUCCAUCUGUGGUUUGGCUUCCUGCUCGGUCUCCUGUGCUUCCUCAGCAGUCCUGCCUUGGAUUCCAACGUCAAGGAAGUCGUUGCCAACUAUCUCCUCCUGGCCAGCGUGGUCAUGAAGGCAAUAUGGGCCGCGACGGAGAGAAUAUGCCGCUCCAUCCGCUACAAAGCCGUCUUGCUGAAGUCCACCGAGUUCCUAGAGCUGCUCGGUUUUGCCAUCGCGAGCACCACCAUGCUUCUCAACAAGUCAGUCGCCAUCGUCGGCCUUGUGGUGGCUCUGGGCGCGCUCAUCGUGGACUUGAGGAUGAAGUCCGUCCUGGCUUUACCCAACUUGGUCAGCUUCGCCCUGGUCACCUCACUGGUGUUUUUCCAAGCCUUGGGCAUUGCGGCCAACCCCUUCGCCUUAGGGUGCUACCUGGGUCGGCUGCUGUGCGAGCCCGUGUUGGACGUUUACUUCAGCGCGCUGGGCGCCACCGAGCGCUGGAUGCCUGUGCUCACCUUGGGGAACAUGUGGAGGCGGCUGUCGCUCCUGCCCUUGAGCCUGCUGGAGUUGACCUUCGUUAUCCUGGCUGCCUUUAAGCUCAGCCACUUGGAGCUGUGGUACUUGGUGAUCCCAGGCUUCUGCCUCUUUGGCCUCUUCUGGUGCAUCUGCCACGUCGUCCUCCUCAUCACGAUCUGGGGCUUCCAUACAAAGCUGAGCGAGUGCCAGAAAGCCUGGCGGGCGCAGCGUUCCAGCAGCCGUGGGCUGGACCAGGUCAUGGCCUCCAGGGGCAUCCGGCACUUUUGCCUCAUUUCGGAGCGGCUGAUGUUCUUCAGCCUGCUGUCCACGGUCAUUCUGGGUGCCGUGUCCUGGCAGCCGGCCAACGGUCUCUUCCUCAGCGCGCUGCUGGUGGUGCUACCGUUGGAGUCGCUGGCCCACGGGCUAUUCCACGAGCUGGGCAGCUGUCUGGGGGGCACCUGCGUUGGCUACGCCCUGGUCAUCCCUACGACAUACUGCAGCGCUGAUGGCCAGCCCGCCCUGCUGCCCCCGGAGCAGGCCCAACAGUUGAACCUGCGCGCCACGGGUAUGCUGAACAACGUACAGCGUCUCUUCUCUCACCACAUGAUCCGGACGUUCGGCUGCGACUACUCGGCCAGCGGCGUCAGCCUGGAGACGCUGCACGGCAAGCUGCGCAACUUCCUGGAGCUGCGGACGGCGGACGGGCCGCGCCACGACACCUACCUGAUCUUCUACAGCGGGCACACACACAAAGGAAGCGGAGCCUGGGCGCUAGCUGGAGGGGAGAGUCUUCAUCUGGCCCAGCUGCUGGAGUUGUGGAAGGAGAAGAACGCAGGUCACUGCUCGCGCCUCAUCUUGGUCCUGGACACAGAAAACUCCCUCCAUUGGGUCAAAGAGGUACGUAGGGUAGAUGGGGUCUACAUAGCGGUACAAACGGCCGAGCUGUCCGCCGCCGGGCCCGACCCAGAGGUGGGCGAGGCCCCCGUACUCGGGGACUUCACGUCCGAAUGGGUGGAGUUCAACUGCAACCCAAACAGCGACACGCAGUGGUCCGAGAAGGGACGUAGCGUGGCGGCGGUCUACGGCGUGUCAAAACGCUGGAGCGACUACACGCUGCACCUCCCCACGGGCAGCGACGUGGCCAAGCAUUGGAAGACCCACUUUCCCACGGUGACGUAUCCCAUGGUGCACCUCUCCAACUGGUGCUGUGGCCUCAACCUGUUUUGGUUGUGCAGCGUGUGUCUGCACUGCUUCAGGAGGUGCAAACUCGCGUGGUUCCCACCUGCUGUUUUGGACACAGGACAGGGCCUUAAACUGGUGCACUCCUAGAUGUGCUCCAUGGACACUUGGACGAGUUGAACAAAUUAGCAUAUAUGUUUCGAUGCAGACAUAAUGGAGUCACAUUGUAAGACUAAAUGUCUGUUUAACAAGAGAUGGGAUUUAAGGCACAUUCCCCCCCCAUGUAUUUAACAUAUUCAAAUCAUAGUAAGAUUCCAUAGCAAUUAUUUUGUAUUUAUAUUUUCUUCUGACUAAUUUUGCUAACUGUGGCUUACCAAUGUAAAGGUUUUCUUUAGCACUAUAUUGACAUUUGCUUUGUACAUAUGGGUCAUUUCCAUGUCAUUUAAUAACAGAUCAAUAAUGCUUAUUAAAAGUAAAAAAAUCUAAUUUAGCAAUUUGUUUUAUUCCGCCUUGGUUUUAUAUGGCUAAGUUUUCCAUGCUGAAACAGCCAUGCUUAAAGUCCUGUUUUCAAGAAAUUAUUGAUGAUUUCAAAUUUUAGGCAUUCAUAGUAAAGGCAAUCCUUAUUGACAAAAAAAAAAAAAAAAAAAAAAAAGGAACUUUGAAGACACUUGGAUGCAUUUGUGUUAGUUUUCAUUGAAAAUGAAUAUUAAGCAAUAGGGAAAAAAAAUUAAUUAUGUUGCAAAUCAUGAAACUUCAUUUUGGGCAGUCAAGACAUUUUGGCAGUAAAGUUUGAAAAAUGUUACGAUGGAAAUGUUUUUCUUUUCUUAGAAACAAUUAACCUUUUGAAGGAUAACAAUGACUGCCAACAAUUCAAAUACUCAUAUCAGUAAAAAUAAUUAUUUAAAAAAAAGAAACGCAGUGGGCCAUGUCUUUACCGUGAUCAAACUAAAUGAAAAUGACCCAUACACACUUUUGAUUUAAUUAGGUCCUGCAUUAUACUUCUCAAUAUUAGUAACACCUUGCAAACGUCAGCUUCACUAACCGUGCAGAACUUAUGGCAAUCGAGGUCUCUAAUGCACAAAAUAACACGUGCUUUGAAAUAUGUAACCACUUAGCAGACCCCGCACUCUGUACUGUGCGUGGGGUCCUUUGCUGUCACUUUUUCAUCCAAAACGCUGAGAUGCUCAUUUUCCCUUCGUCGUGGCGACGUAGAAGAAUGAAGCUUUUCUCCCUGGAAACGCAAAAAGUGAGACAUGCGACCGACUUGAUAUCAUGCGAAAGAAAAGGAUCACUGUUCGUAGUUUUAAUACCACUUAUAAUGUUAAGUAAAAUAACAAAUAAUUACAAUACUAAAUUCUAGGAGGAGAAGGCAUAAAUAUGCCCACAAUUCCUUGUUCUGUUGCCUUAAAAAGACCCGCUAUAAACUGUAUAUAAUGUAGAUAUAAGCCUCUUAGGCAAAUUCCUUGUAUGCUGCCUUAAUUUCACUGCGAUGUGCUCCUUCCAUGAUUGAAUGGUGUCUUUCAUAAUGCAAAUCCACCCCAUGUGCUUUACUGGAGUUAUGUCGGAACAAAAACGUAAUAAAGUUAUUUUAACAGUCAUAUUCAUUGUGGUUCCAAUGUGGAGUGUGCCUGGGAGGGAAGUGCGCAAUAAAUUGAUUGAAGGGAAACAUUUAAAGCUUGUGAAAUGGAGAAAAGGGUGUCAUAGAAUACUUGUGUAAAGAAUUUGACAGUGGCCUUCCGAAUAAUGUAAAAAAAAUGUGCUACCUUGCGUGUACGAAGGCUGUCCUUUUUCAUUCUCUCCCCUGCAAACUGCAGCCUCAGCGAAGGCUAUCGAAACAUACAGAACAAUCACGGAUACACCAGCAGUCAUUCACCACAAUAUUAGAUUACAGGCCAGAUUCAUCUCCCAAACUGGAUUAGGUAAUAAAAAGAGCCGACCCCCUCUUGAGGCCCAAUGAGGAUGUGCUGAGUCAGAGACGCCUGGUCUCGCACGCACACACACACACACACACACACACACACACACACACACACACACACACAUUCUCCAAGCAUGUAAACACACACUGCUGCACACAUCGUCUGCAGCUAAUCACUUGUCACGCAGCGUUAGCUUCCAAUACCGGGAAAGUGAC
Messenger RNA from Phycodurus eques (leafy seadragon), 4377 nucleotides. It is a transcript of the gene tmem168a, whose product is annotated as transmembrane protein 168a. The coding region runs from base 312 to 2393 and encodes 693 amino acids. The transcript has 6 exons. The record is from RefSeq and is a predicted model, not a curated record. NCBI's taxonomy places the organism in Eukaryota, Metazoa, Chordata, Actinopteri, Syngnathiformes, Syngnathidae.